AUUGACUUCUCAAACCCCGUCCUGGUCUGUUUGGUCUGUUUCGCAAGCGUUCCCGGAAGUGUCGCGAUGUUGCGGCUGUGGGUUUACGAAACUCUGUGACUAAACGCUCGUUUAUGUUUUCUGUUGCUAAACGUAUUGCUACCGUGUGCCCUAAUCUUAUGAAUACGACCCUGAGCACCCAACUACGGGUCCCCCUUGGGUCUUACUGAAAUAACAAACAUGGCUUCCCAAUGCAGUCAUGAAUGGAGAGCAGUGUGCGAAAUUUUUUGUAAUGCUCAAGAUCUCUCUGAAGUAGAAUCAAGAAAAGACCCAGAAAACGACCCUUUUCGAUCGAAGUAUAAGGCAAGGGAGCUUUUGAGAGAGAUAUACUGCUCCUUGAAGAAUUUCGAUGUCGGUGAACACGAGAGCGUCAAUGAUGAAGCAGACCAGCGCCCGACAGAGCAGCCCGUUGACGGAGGAAAUGAGGAGGGCUUUGGGAGAGGCCACUGUGGAGACUCCCCAGCCGGAUCAAGAGCAGCUAAACUCGGGGCGGUGGAGUAUUAUCUUGGUGUAAACCACGUUGAAACAGAAGAGCUGUCUGCUGGAGAGGAACAUUUGAUGAAUUGCAUGACAUUGCUGGAAAAGUGCAGCAUAUCACCAGAGAACGUGUCUUUGUUCAUCCAAGUCAGGAAUCAACUGGGCAUUCUGUGGGCGGGCAGGGAUGAAAUUGAGAAAGCCCAAGGAUUUUUGGAAACUGCAGAAGCAAUGUAUAUUCGUUUCAUGAAAGAGGAUGGGCAACCCCCAAUGGACCUCACUGAGUUCUUUGUGGCAGAGGAAGAUGCAUUACCCCAACAGGAGAGGAUAAAGCGAUUUGAAAUGGCUUAUACCCACACACUGUACUAUCUUGCACAAAUGUACAAGAACUUGGAGCUGUAUGAGAAAGCUGGGGGCUACUGCCACAGUACUCUGCAGAGACAGCUGGAAUUCAACCAGUUCAUUCCUCUGGAAUGGGCCAUCAAUGCAGCCACGUUAUCACAAUAUUACAUCACCAAGACCCUCUACAUGGAGGGCAGGCACUGUCUAUCUGCUGCCAUUGUCAUAGCAGGCCUAGCCGGAGAGGUCCCCUCAGAAGCCGCUGCCCAGGAGAGUGAAGAUGAGGCUGAGAAGCGAGACCAACUUAGACAGAAGAGAGCCGAAAUUGCCAGGUGUUGGAUAAAAUACUGUCUUAAUUUGUUGCAAGAUGCCAAGAAGCUUCUCGAGGACAACAUUGGAGAGCUAGAUGUGGAUCGACAGGCGGAGCUGAGAGCAACACGGCUACAGGAGGAGGAGGAGAAGGAGAGAGGAAGGAAGAGUGCUGUUCUGUUUGGUUCCAGUGACACCUUUGACUCCAUCUGUGGCCUGGAGGAGAAGGUGAGUUGUGUCUUCCCUGUCAACUUUGAGGAGGCCCGCGCCAUCUUUCUGGUUGGCCAGGCCUACGUAAACCAAGCUAAGGAGUACUUUGAGAUGGACGGCCACGUCACAGACCACAUUGAGAUUCUGCAGGACCACAGCGCUCUCUUCAAGGCCCUGGCCUUCUUUGAGGAGGACCUGGAGCGGCGCUGCAAGAUGCACAAGCGGCGGGUGGACAUGAUGGAGCCCAUCUGCAAAGACCUGAACGCCCAGUACUACCUCCUCAUCUGCCGCCAGCUGCAGUUUGAGCUGGCUGAGACCUACUACGAGAUGAUGGAUCUGAAGCUGGCCGUAGCCAACAAGCAGGACGACCUGGACGCGCACACAGUCAAGAAGUUUAACCACCUCUGCUCCUCCUCCACCAAGUUCUACCAGAUGUUCCUCGACUCUGUCCGCUCGCCAGAGGGCAAGUGGCCGGAUAAAUUGGAGGACGAGGUACUGAGGCCAGUCCUCGUGGCUAAGUUCCGGGUGGCUCGUCUCCACAGCAGGCUGAUCUCGUCCAGCACAACCGUUCAGCUGGAGAACCUGAACCGCUCCCUGGAGUGCUACAACUUUGUGGUCCAGUACUGCAAGGACAACCCAGAGGCCAAAAUCGCCAUCGAGACAGAGCUGGAGCUGAGCGAAGAGAUGGUCAGCCUUCUGCCCCUCAAGAUCAACCGACUCAAGGCAAAGUUGGCCUCCUCUAACAGACUCUGAAUGUGCCCUAAACUCCACACUAUAAAGCCUGGUUAAACACCCCUAUCAUAUAUUAAAUGUCAUUCUCCUCAACCCCCAUUUGAUGUUCUGCAUUUCCUGAUGUGUAAUUUGUAUUACUUUUGGACCAAUUAACCACACCUUUUAAUAACUGAAAAUAAUUAGUUAUAUGCAUGAUGCUACAUUCAUUGCCUAAUUUAUUUGUUCUCCUGGCUGAUGGAAAAUAACUAUAAUGUUGUAUGGUAUGUAGAUAUGUAGCUAAAAACGAUAUAAUGGAAACAUGAAUUAACUAAUGUGAUAUUUGUUUUGAAAAGGAUAUGUUUUAAUCUGUUUAUUUCCAACAGACAACCGAAACUCUAAAUAAACAUAACGUGCAAAUAA
Molecule: messenger RNA, 2502 nt
Organism: Coregonus clupeaformis (lake whitefish)
Lineage: Eukaryota; Metazoa; Chordata; Actinopteri; Salmoniformes; Salmonidae
Product: KIF-binding protein
Exons: 7
Coding region: 220-2124 (634 amino acids)
Source: RefSeq, a predicted model, not a curated record